Octopus sinensis (East Asian common octopus) is the source of this 513-nucleotide messenger RNA. RefSeq names its product sporozoite surface protein 2-like. The record is from RefSeq and is a predicted model, not a curated record. Lineage: Eukaryota; Metazoa; Mollusca; Cephalopoda; Octopoda; Octopodidae. The coding region runs from base 1 to 513 and encodes 170 amino acids. The transcript is spliced from 4 exons.
AUGGCAGAAAUUCAAAAGACUACAGUAGAUGUUUUUACCCUAUGCAAACUCAUUAAUCUGGCUUCUGUUCUUUUACUUGUUCAGCACAUGAGGCACAAGAGCUUGCGCCCCGUUCUCACAGUUCUUAAUGUCAUUGAGAUACACAAAUCACCACACCGCAACAAGGAAUGGACCUUCCAAGCCAAACAAGCCGAGCCAAGCCAAACCAAGCCAAACAAAUCAAGCCAAGCCAACCAAGCCAAGCCAAGCCAAACCAAUCCAAAUAAGCCAACCCAAACCAAGCCAAUCAAGCCAAGCCAAGCCAAGCCAAACAAGCCAAGCCAAGCCAAGCCAAACAAGCCAAGCCAGGCCAGGCCAAACAAUCCAAGCGAAGCCAAACCAAACCAAGCCAAACAAGCCAAGCCAAACAAGCCAAGCCAAGCCAAACCAAGCCAAGCCAAACAAGCCAAGCCAAGCCAAACCAAGCCACCCCAAGCCAAACAAGCCAAGCCAAGCCAAGCCAAACCAAGCUGA